UGUACUGUACCUGCUCAACAUGUAUAAAGUUGCUUCCUGUCUAAGUGGCCGCUAUGCAGGUCUCAUGGGACAGUCCUGCUGUUCACCUGGUUUGGCCAAAUUUCACCUGGGAAGUGGUGCAGUAUGUCAGAAAUCCGCCCUCAAAUACCGUCCGGCAGACCUCCCAGAGCUGCCGCCAUGCAAUUUCAAGCCAGAUGAAUACAAGGGUAUGUCCAAGGGGCAGAUGAUGGAGAUCCGCAGACAGAAUUGCAACCCAGUGACCAUGAAGAUUACCUAUUAUAAGAAACCAAUGUUCAUCCACCAGGGACACAUGCAAUGGCUGUGGGAUGUGGAUGGGAGGCGAUACCUGGAUCUGUUUGCUGGCGUGGCUACAGUCAGUUUGGGCCACUGCCACCCGAAAGUGACAGCAGCCGCACAGAAGCAGUUGAAGACCCUGUGGCAUACUACAAACAUCUACGUCCAUCCUACUCUCCAUGAGUAUUGUGAGAAACUAGCGUCCUACUUACCAGAUCCUCUUAAGGUGAUAUAUCUGACCAACAGCGGCUCAGAAGCCAAUGACCUGGCUAUGUUGAUGGCUCGACUUCACACAGGCAACUUUGACAUCAUCACUUUCAGAGGGUCAUACCAUGGUGGCACCCAACAGACAAUGGGUCUUACCUCCAACAUGCCAUAUAAAUACCCUAUUGCUACAAGUUCAGGCUGCACGCAUACCAUGUGUCCUGAUGUGUUCAGAGGCCCGUGGGGAGGAAGCCACUGCAGGGACUCUCCUGUGCAGACCAUCAGAGACUGUAGCUGUGCCCAAGGUCAUUGCAUGGCAAGUGAACAAUACAUUGGACAGCUCAAAGAGACAUUUGCCACAAGUGUCCCAAGUCGAAUUGCUGGUUUCUUUGCAGAACCUAUUCAGGGAAUGGGAGGAGCUGUGCAAUAUCCCAAAAACUACUUAAAGGAGGCUUACAAACUUGUGAGAGAGAGAGGAGGGAUCUGCAUUGCUGAUGAGGUCCAGACUGGAUUUGGGCGAACAGGAAGCCACUUCUGGGGUUUCCAAGGUCAUGAAGUCAUUCCUGAUAUGGUUACAAUGGCAAAGGGCAUUGGUAAUGGAUUCCCAAUAGGAGCUGUUGUUACAACACCAGAAAUUGCUGCUUCUUUUGGAAAGGCCUACCACUUCAACACCUUUGGGGGAAGUCCUAUAGCUUGUGCCGUCGCUUCAUCAGUGCUUGAUACUAUCAAAGAAGACGGCAUACAGCAGAACAGUCACAAUGUGGGCACCUAUCUGUUGACUGAACUGGCAAAACUCAGAGACCAGCAUGAGAUUAUCGGUGAUGUGCGUGGAAAAGGCCUGCAGAUCGGGGUGGAAAUGGUCACAGACAAGGUCAGCAGGAGCCCGCUGUCUCCCGAGGCAAUGAGUGAGAUCUUCGAGGACAUAAAGGACAUGGGAGUCCUGAUAGGGAAAGGAGGAGUCUACGGACAGACCUUCCGCAUCCAACCCCCCAUGUGCAUCACCAAGGAGGAUGUGGAUUUCUUCCUGGCAGUUUUUAACAAGGCCAUCAACAACUACGUCGACAGAAAAUGAACGGAUGUAACUCAAUGCCAAGGACCAAACCUGGAAACCUGUUUGGCAGUGGCUUGCAUUUUUGUAAAUGCUUUAAACUGUAAUGCUUAUCAUUUUGCUGACUGCUCUAUUAGAUGCACUUUAAAACUUAACUACGCAUGUUAUAAUUAUGAAGACACCUAAGCUGCUGCUUUGUAAUUCCUUUUUUCUUUUAUAUUAAACACUCAUUAUUCAAUACACUGGACAAACAUCACAACUUGGAGGGAAAACAUGUUGUGGUUAGGACACUGUUUUGUAGUUUAACACUAUAGACAGUAUAUAUAUAUAUAUAUAUAUAUAUAUAUAUAUAUAUAUAUAUAUAUAUAUAUAUAUAUAUAUAUAUAUAUAUAUAUAUAUAUAUAUAACAAUGUAGUCACUGACUAUACUAGGUAUCUGAAUGUAAUUAUCUCAUGUUUGCUGAAACAGCUGUUUGUGCAUUUACAUAUUGCUUAAAUAUGCCAUUUUAUAUACCCGUCACACCAAUAAAACUGCAUUUAAAAAAGGUA
Molecule: messenger RNA, 2094 nt
Organism: Dicentrarchus labrax (European seabass)
Lineage: Eukaryota; Metazoa; Chordata; Actinopteri; Moronidae
Product: alanine--glyoxylate aminotransferase 2, mitochondrial-like
Exons: 14
Coding region: 20-1570 (516 amino acids)
Biological process (GO): glyoxylate catabolic process
Cellular component (GO): mitochondrion
Molecular function (GO): L-alanine:glyoxylate transaminase activity; pyridoxal phosphate binding
Source: RefSeq, a predicted model, not a curated record